Silurus meridionalis is the source of this 2252-nucleotide messenger RNA. RefSeq names its product zinc finger protein 664-like. The transcript has 3 exons. The record is from RefSeq and is a predicted model, not a curated record. NCBI's taxonomy places the organism in Eukaryota, Metazoa, Chordata, Actinopteri, Siluriformes, Siluridae. Bases 433 to 1668 code for a protein of 411 amino acids.
CAACCCAGAAUGGCUGUGAAAUUGUCUUUUAUUACAGACAGACACUGAGACUCCUCAGUGAUCUUUCUUCUCUCCUGAUUUCUAAAAACAUGAAGAUUGAUUUGGGCAGUAAUUUACAUGAAUUGGUCGUUUUACCAUUAGUGAACAGCUGAUGAGCGAUGAUGAUGAACCGAUACUGAAUAAACAUCUGGAGUCUAAAGGAGCAUGGAUUUCAUUUUGAGUCUGGUUCCUCUUAAAACCCCACCUCAUGACACCUCAGGAAGUUUUUCCCGUUCUUGAGAUAGAGACAAAUCAGGGGGCAGUAGUGUUCUUAAUACUGGCGGUUCACAAUGAUCUUGCAGACGAACCGUAUUCUUCUCGUGAACCUCGUAUCCAACCUCUGCUUUGGGUGCAUAGGAUUGACAGUGUGCAUCUCGACCAGUUUGGGGCGCAAUGCUGCGGUCUUGCUCGGAUCUGGUCCAACAGCAGUGCUGGGUGAAAGAGGAGUGUGGAGAUGAUGAUGUCUUCACUCAGAGUACAGUUAAAACCGAGGAACAUGAAACCAGCAUAAACACAUCAAACCAAGGUAUCACCGUGCAGCUGAAAGAGGAACAUGAAGACCAGAAGGUGUUUGAGAACACGGCAGAGAACGCACAGUGUAAUGAAAGAAGCCCGAAUCGAGGCUUUCAUGCGCUCCUGGUUUUGACAAGCGACAAAAACAAAGAGAAGACCAAAGACGGUCAUUUGCACCACCGCUGCUCUCACUGUGAGAAGACGUUUGCCAAGAUGCAGCUUUUAAAAACCCACCUGAGGGUCCAUACCGGAGAGAAGCCUUACAGCUGCUUGCACUGCGGGAGAAGGUUUUCUCACCUGGCCUCUUUAACUGGUCACCAGAGAACCCACACGGGAGAGAAGCCGUAUCAGUGCUUUCAGUGCGGGAAGAACUUCGCUCUGUCCGGCUCGUUAAAGCUGCACGAGAGAAUCCAUACCGGAGAAAAACCAUACCGGUGCCUUCAAUGCGGCAAGAGCUUCUCCAGGCAUGCCUUUCUAAAAAAGCAUCAGCGCAUGCAUUCCGGAGAGAAGCCUUUCGCUUGCCUCGAGUGCGGAAAACGGUUUUCCCAUCCGAGCUCCCUGAAAGAUCACGAAGGCUCCCACACGGGAAUCAAGGCCUACAACUGUUCGGAAUGCGGCAGGCAGUUUUCCCACCCGAGUUCUCUAAAAGUGCACGAGAGGAUACACAGCGGGGAGAAACCUUACCACUGUACGCAGUGCGGGAAGAACUUUUCCCAUCUCGCGUCGCUGAAAAUUCACGUCCGGGUCCACACCGGAGAGAGACCUUACCAGUGCUCCCAGUGCGGGAAGGGUUUCUCUCAUGCGGGCUUGCUGAAGGGGCACGAGAGGAUCCACACCGGGGAGAAACCGUACCACUGCACACAGUGCACGAAGAGUUUCACGCAGUCAAGCGCGUUAAAGGUUCACCAGAGGAUUCACACCGGAGAGAAACCGUACCGGUGUCCUGACUGCGCCAAGUGCUUUUCUCAUCCAGGGUCUUUAAAGAUCCACCAAAGAAAGCAUACUGGGGAGAAGCCGUAUCAGUGCGAGCAGUGCGGCAAAAGCUUUUACAGAUCCUGGUACUUAAAAGUGCACCAGAGGAUACACGCUGAGGAGAAGAAAAUGAGUUCCAGCUAAAUUUGUACGUUUACGGCAUUUCUCAGACGCCCUUAUCCAGAACGACUCAUCUCAUUCAUACAGCUGAGAAACGAUGGGGUUUAGGAAGCUCCUUGCUCAGGAGCCCAAGACUACCAGCUUAGUGUGGCUGGGAUUUGAACUCACAACCUUCAGAGCCAAAGUCCAAUGACUUAAACACUAAGCUUCCAGCUCCACCACAAGAGACGUUCGUUCCUCCGUCCGUCAGUCCGUUCAUUUGUUGUGAAAGGGUUCACAAACCUUUAAAAUCGUAUGGACUUUAUGUGAGCAGCUUAUACACAUUUUAAGUGUUUUAAAAAUUAGUAAAAUCUGUCAUCAGUACCAAAUCUGGAGGUAUUCACCCCCCCAACAUCAUAUUCAUCAUUUUGAAAGAACUAUUAGGAUUUUCACACACGCCCAAAUAUUAAUCCAAACUGUUCCCACAAAGAUCAGUGUAGAAAUGUUCCUCUUCACAUGAACUUGGAGACUCCAACCUGUUCCAGCAUGACAAUGUUGGAGUGGAAGAUCUCCUGCUAUAGAGCUCUAAAAAUUGACUGCACCCCAGACAUCAUCACCUCACCUACACG